Salvelinus namaycush (lake trout) is the source of this 3636-nucleotide messenger RNA. RefSeq names its product ankyrin repeat domain-containing protein 13C-like. The transcript has 13 exons. The record is from RefSeq and is a predicted model, not a curated record. Gene Ontology annotation, molecular function: protein binding. The coding region runs from base 650 to 2245 and encodes 531 amino acids. Gene Ontology annotation, cellular component: cytoplasm. NCBI's taxonomy places the organism in Eukaryota, Metazoa, Chordata, Actinopteri, Salmoniformes, Salmonidae.
GUGUGUCUUCAUUCAAGACCCGUAGUAGGCGUCAAACAUAUUGCCAGAUUUAAGUUUGAGAACAAAUACUGUAAAUUAUACCCAACGCUGGUACUUUUACAAUGCAUAUAUCAUCACGAGUUAACAACAAUAUAUUUUGUGUGCCUUAAAAAAAUAUUUUGCGUUUCUAAAUAGAUGAUGCACAACUAAUUAUCGCGAUAUCUAAGGGAACGUGGUCUGAUGUUUGUCAUUCUGGUGAGAUACUAAACGGAAAAUGGCAGAUGGUCUUUUCACUCGGUAAUCUUGUUUUCUAGCUAGUUAGUUAACCAAGGCAAGCAAACAACCGCACUGCAAGCUGCAACGGGCACAUUUUUGAAAAAAGUGUUAUCAAGGAUGUAGCCGAAAAAUUUGGUAUUUCCAUUCUUAAUCGAUUGUUACAAUAGUGAGAGUAUAUUUUCCAUCUGCAUUGUUUUUACGUGUGUGUGUUGUUUCUGAUGUUGUCAACACUGUACCUCUACCCACAUCCAUUCUAUGCUAGCAAAACUGCUAACUAGGUUAGCUAAAUACUAACUGUUAAGGUAGCAAUUGCAGGUGUCGUUGGCAAUUAGUCAACAUCAUUAAUACAACAUUUAUUGUAGGUAGUCUGCUUGCUGGUUAGUUACGUUAAAUCAUGACCGGGGAAAAGAUUCGCACGUUGCGGAAAGACCAUAACAACAAGCCUAGUAAGGAUGGGGAUAUAAUGGAAACCUAUGAUGAAUCUACAAAUGGGACAAUAUCAUCUCCAACCCCCAACGGUACCAUCAUCACGUACAAAUCAAACAAGAACCAUAACAAGACGGUGAAACCUUUGGUACUGCAGCAGCUGUCGAAUAUCAAUGCAAACAAUAUCAAUGGCAAUCAAUCAGUUGUCAGCAUCAUCGAUGACAAUAACAAGAACCCAAUCCUUCUGACCAAUGGCAAUGAGAUCUUCAAUUUGGAAUUCCCUGUUCACGAAUGUGUGUUCAAAGGAGAUGUGCGUCGCUUGUCCUCACUCAUUCGGACCCAGAACAUCUCCCAGAAAGAUGUACAUGGAAACACACCUCUUCACUUAGCUGUGAUGAUGGGCCACAAAGAGUGUGCCCUCUUGCUCCUGGCCCAUAAUGCCCCUGUGAAGGUGAAGAAUGCACAGGGCUGGAGCCCCCUGGCAGAGGCCAUCAGCUAUGGAGACCGGCAGAUGAUUACGGCUCUACUGCGGAAGCUGAAGCAGCAGUCCAGAGAGAGUGUGGAGGACAAGAGGCCCAAGCUGCUAAGAGCACUGAAAGAGCUUGGGGACUUCUACUUGGAGCUUCACUGGGACUUUCAAAGUUGGGUGCCCUUGCUCUCCCGGAUUCUGCCAUCUGAUAACUGCAAGAUCUACAAGCAGGGGAUCAACAUCAGACUGGACACCACUCUGGUAGACUUCACAGAUAUGAAGUGUCAGAGAGGAGACCUCAGCUUCAUCUUCAACGGAGACGCUCCGCCCGCCAAGUCCUUCUAUGUUCUGGACAAUGAGCAGAAGGUGUACCAGCGUAUACACCACGAGGAGUCUGAGAUGGAGACUGAGGAGGAGGUGGACAUCCUGAUGAGCAGUGACGUCUAUUCUGCCACCCUGUCCACCAAGUCCAUCACCUUCUCCCGCAGUCAGAUAGGCUGGCUCUUCAGGGAGGACAAGACGGAGAGGGUUGGUAACUUCCUGGCAGACUUUUACUCUGUGAACGGCCUGGUGCUGGAGUCCAGGAAGCGCCGGGAGCACCUGAGUGAGGAGGACAUCCUGAGGAACAAGGCCAUUGUGGAGAGUCUGAGCAAAGGAGGGAACCUGGUGGAGCAGAACUAUGAGCCUCAGAGAAGGCUGUCCCUCUUGGCUCCAGGUCCUAACACUAUCUGCUGGGAGGAGUACAUCUCUGCAGAGCACGGAAAGGCACCUCAUCUUGGGAGAGAGCUUGUGUGUAAGGAGAGCAAGAAGAACUUCAAAGCGAACGUAGCCAUGAGCCAGGACUUCCCUUUGGGCAUUGAGUCGUUACUGAACGUGUUGGAGGUCAUAGCCCCAUUUAAGCACUUCAACAAACUCAGAGAAUUCGUUCAAUUGAAGCUUCCUCCUGGGUUCCCAGUCAAGCUUGACAUCCCUGUGUUCCCCACUAUCACAGCUACGGUCACCUUCCAGGAGUUCCGCUAUGAUGACUUUGAGGAGUCCAUCUUCUCCAUCCCAGCGGACUACAAGGAGGAUCCCAGUCGCUUCCCUGACCUCUGACCUGGUUGUCAUAGCAACCAGAGGUUUCCCCGGCCCCGCCCAUUCGGAAACUGACAGAAACGAACCCUGCCUACCUACACUAUUAAAAGGAAAAGAACCAACUAAAGACAGUUGAGAUUAAAUAAAAGGAUGCCAAUGUAUUAUUUGAUAUCUGUCUGUGUGUUCUGAUGAAAAGGGGGAAUUAUCUCUUGGCCCUGAGUUUUUUUUCCAUUUUGUAGAUAUUUCCUUAUAGCAAACAAGAAUCAACAAUUUUCAGCUGUGUAGCAACAACAGCACAAGGUCAAACUCCAGAAGAGAAGAGUUGAGGGGAUGAGGAGUUUGAAAAAAUAUUUGAUGUCAUCUCCGUAACAGCUUAUUGUUCACCGACUACGUGAUCACUGCUUUGUACUGCAAACCAGCUUCUGUGAAACGUUAUGGAGUUGGCUUCAUCUGUGACAUCUUAAGCGUGCACUUCUCCAGGUUUAGCACUCACUGCACCCAGUUUAUCUAGCGUCUGCCCUUUGGGGACUGCCCCUUUUUCAACAUGUUUAAGUACCCUUGGACAUUCAUUGCCUGUAAAUGACUAUGGUAUAAAUGAAGUGUUAGAAAUAUAAAGAUGUCAUAACUGAACUGAGAAAAUGAUGUACCAAAUGUACUGUACGUAUGUGUGUCAAAGGAGCAACACUGUGUAGCAAUACAUUUCCAGUACAUAAGAAUGUUUUUUUAAACCAGCUGGGAGAAAGUAUGGUGUAAAACUGCAUUCUUACAAAGAUAUCAACACCCAAGCCUUUUCUCUCUAGUGCAGGUUAGCUCAUCUAUCUUACCUCCUGGCUAUCACUGUCUGUUUCAAGUGACUGUGAAUUUAAUCUGUUUUGUGUGCGAGAGAGGACUUUAAAGGGUUGUGUGUGUGUGAGAGAUUGUGUGUGAGCGAACCCAGAUGGGGUAUCAGGAAAGCUGUUCUAGUUUGAUACUGCACUGACAUUAAGUAUAUUUAAUCGCAUGCUACGUUGACCCAAUUGGAUUACUUGUAUACUCUUGAGCAUAUAUUUCCUACACUUGUUAUACCUGCUACCAUCUCCCUAUCCUUUCUGAUUAUUCAGGAAGACUAACUUCUACCGUAUAAAUAUUGUAAUCACACUAAAACCCUUUGGUCAAAUGUACUUAGGUGGUUUAAGCAUUAACUGCAACUUUCAUUGAGUGUAUACCUGUCUGUAUUACUUUAGACUUUUCUGUACAAUUUCAUUACAUUUCAAUGAGCUUACAGUUGGACGGUAUAAGCUCAUUAAAAUGUAAGAUCCAUAUGGUUUUUGAAAUUAGAUGUGUAUCUGGCUUCGGGCCUACUGGUAUUUCUAAAUGUAUUGCAGCUUUCCAACUUCCCAUCCCUUUAAAUAAAGCACCAGCACCAUCACGUC